Molecule: messenger RNA, 822 nt
Organism: Capronia coronata CBS 617.96
Lineage: Eukaryota; Fungi; Ascomycota; Eurotiomycetes; Chaetothyriales; Herpotrichiellaceae
Exons: 1
Coding region: 1-822 (273 amino acids)
Source: RefSeq, a predicted model, not a curated record
AUGGCCCCCUGCCGCUCUCGGGCCGUCCUCUUCGACGGUGUCACUGUCACCGAACAUCACCACCGACGCGACGGCGCUUCUGUUCCCACCACUACCAGCACCAACACCACAGCUGGCGCUAUCACUGGCAACACUACCAUCACCACCAACACCAAUGCUGCUGGAACCUAUGGUCCAGGUAAUCAUUGCCAGGGCUGCACCUGUCCACGUCGCACCGUGCCUGUCGAAGAUGAAUCAAACAGAGAAACCUACGGUCGACAAGGUGGUGGCGGCUGCGGCUGCGGUUGUGGCUGCGGCAGUCGACCCAUUCCCAGCCCGGAGAUCGAGAUGCAUGACUAUUUCAAACCACACCUGUCGUCCGUCAACACUGACGACACCUACGGUCCCAAUGGAGCGAGCUUCAACAACAGCUGGGAGGUGCAUGAUGAUCUCAAUACUCGACUGACGAGCCGGAAUUUACGGCAUCAUGACAACGACAGUGCACGAGCAGAGCAUACUCGACUGGAAUACACCAUGUCGGCCAUCUACGAUGAUGACAGCGAUGACGAUAACAACAACAAUGAACAUCCAUGGUCGCAUUUCAUCAGUCGUGGCGACAGUCCGGAAUACAUGGCUCCGCCGACGACGGCGGAAGAUUCGUCAGGCAUGAUCCUUACGGGCCACAUGGAUGAUAGUUGUGGUUCCAUGUUCGUCGGGCACGGGCAGAGCGGGCCAAAUAGUGGUGAUCUCUCCAUGUUGUCGAGCUAUGAAGCAUCCUUCUCCAGAGGAAGUGUCACUGCUAGCCAGAUCCUGAGAGGUGCUGGGGCGGCUUUUGGCAACUGA